ACAUCUAGUUUAAUACUAUAGUACAUGACAGUAUUUGUUUUUAUUUAAGGGAUAAAAACUCAAAACCUUCAAUGUAGCCUAUUGAAAUGGGUGGUAAAGUGUAUCCAGGAAACAAGAAUAAUCAACAUUUGCAACAUAUUUGGCACAGGAAUGCUAAAAGGUUCCAUCCUUUGAAAUCUCACGUAGUAUUUCUCCACCCUUUAUAAUUGGUUAAGCAUGGUGGAAUCUGAAGCAGCUCUAAAUCCCCUCUAACUACACGCAGGCAGCACACAGCACACAGCCUGGCUGUAUUACAUAUUCAUUAUGGCGAGUUUUCAAGCGAUCACCACUCCGGCAGCUGCCAUCACAUCGCACCAGAUCUGUGGUAAUAAGAGCUCCACUAAUGGCUCAGGUGUUGCCAGCUUUAAGGCUGCAGAGACUGUCAUUGAGUUGGCGUCCAUGUUCAAGGAGAAGCCAGAUCCAUCCAAUUUAGUGUUUGGAACAGCAUUUACAGACCACAUGCUUACGAUCGAAUGGUCAGCCAGUGAUGGAUGGCAGAAACCUCACAUAGGACCAUUUAAGAAUCUGUCAAUGCACCCAGCAUCUUCAUCUCUGCAGUAUGCUGUAGAGUUAUUUGAAGGACUGAAGGCUUACCGUGGUGUUGAUAACAACAUUCGGCUUUUCCGACCAUUGCAUAAUAUGGAGAGGAUGCUGAGGUCUGCCUGCAGAGCUGGUUUACCUAGUUUUGAUAAGGAGGAGUUGCUCGAGUGCAUCAAAAAGCUUGUCGAAAUUGAAAAGGCUUGGGUCCCUGACUCCAGCAGUGCUAGCCUUUACAUUCGGCCUACUUUAAUAGGAACUGAGCCUUCCCUGGGUAUUAAGAAGCCUUCUCAAGCCUUGCUGUAUGUGAUCCUCAGUCCUGUGGGGUCUUACUUCUCUACCAGGAGUUUUUUGUCACUGUGGGCUGAUCCAAAAUACACCCGAGCCUGGAGAGGUGGAACAGGAGACUGCAAAAUGGGAGGGAAUUACGGUGCAUCAAUAUAUGCCCAAUAUGAAGCCUUGGAAAUGGGAUGUCAACAGGUUCUCUGGCUUUAUGGAGACAACCAUCAAAUAACUGAAGUGGGAACCAUGAACCUGUUUCUGUAUUGGAUUAACGAAAAUGGAGAGGAAGAAUUGGCCACACCACCUUUAGAUGGUGUCAUUCUACCAGGCGUUACCAGACAGAGCAUUAUAGAUAUUGCCCAUAACUGGGGUGAAUUUAAAGUAACUGAGCGCUAUCUGACCAUGGGGGACCUGACAGCUGCUUUGAAAGAAAACCGGGUGAAAGAGAUGUUCGGAGCAGGAACUGCCUGUAUUGUGUGCCCAGUGGGAUGCAUAUUAUACAAGGGAGAUAAUUUGCAUAUCCCAACUAUGGAUAAUGGACCAAAGUUAACUGCAAGAAUACUGAAGCAGCUCACUGACAUCCAAUAUGGCAGAAUUGAGAGUGACUGGACAUACUUGGUGCAGUGAAGAAGAAAAGGAGAUCAGUUUCAGUGAAACACAACCUGUGCAUACACUUUAUCAUUACAAGUAUGCGAUGCUCUCAUAGCAAUACUUACAGUAGCAUAGGUUUAUUUAUGUGAAAUGUAAAAACUUUAAUGUGAGUACAAUCAGUUUUUAACCUCAAAAUGAUGGUAGAUACAUUGUGGAUGUGCAAUUGUUGUGCUGUAAUGGCCAUAUGCAAUUAUUUGAUUUAAAUUUUCUGAAAGCGUACACAUUUUGUUUUGAUAAUUUUGCACCAUUAAUUAAAUUUGUAUCUGUAAGCUCAUGUUUUAAUUAGGUCUACAAACAGUAACUAGCUGGCGCAACACUAGCCCAUUUUUUUUUAAACAAAGGUUUUAGGUAUCAGCAUUAUCUGUGUGCAUGUGUGUAUAGGAUACAGUAAACAAGUCAAAAGUGUAUAUUUUUACUUUGUAAUUACAUUUUAUUUUAGGCUACUUCAGAUGUCAUCAUUUUUAUGUACGCAUUGGGGGGUGGGUGUCUUGUGUAUGCUUGCUCACUGGGACUGAUAAACCUGAUUUAAAUAAUUUUUGUUCCAUUACAUUAAACAGUACAAAAACACAUACAAUUGGUUACUAUGUACUUUAUCAUUUUGAAAACUUGAAUACAAAAAUCUACAGUUUACAGUGCAGUUUAUAAUGAAAUCAAUGUUUCAGUAAUAAAUUAAUACAAUAACUUAGCUGUAUGUAUAGUUGAAACCCAUUCCUUUCUAUAUUUCUAGAGAUUUAUUACUUUUUAAUAGGACCUCUGUGUUUUUUAAAAUGGUUAAUGUGGGUCAACCAAAAAACAGUAUUAUAUAUUAUAUUGUAUUAAGGCGUUGAUUUAAUCAACCUAUUACAUGACAUUUAAAUGUGCUCUUAUCUGCCCCCUAUUUUACUGCAUUUAAUCCUGUACUUCAGAAUACUGUAAUCUACCAAGUGUUUAACCUGUAGUAUUUUGUAUUUAAUCAUAUCCUGAUGUAACUAUCACUAUUAUCUGCUGUAUUAUUGAAUUGUGGUUUGUCACACUAGUACUUUGCUUGAACAAAAGUUAUUGUAUUUCUUGCUCUUACUGUAUUACUUGUACUGUAACAUUUAAUGUAAUUGCUUACGAUUGUAAGUCGCCCUGGAUAAGGGUGUCUGCUAAGAAAUAAUAAUAAUAAUAAAUGGCAGGAUAAAGCACAGGUGGAGCACUAGGGAAUGCCCCCUGUACUGUAUCAACCACCGAUGUGUGGUUAUUCCUAUGGUAUAAAAAAAAAAUCUAGGGGUGACUUUGCCCUGGCAGGGUAUGGUAGGUUGACCAAAUCAACCCCUAAGUUACACUGUAUAUAACUUUUAUAGCAGUUUUA
Acipenser ruthenus (sterlet) is the source of this 2842-nucleotide messenger RNA. RefSeq names its product branched-chain-amino-acid aminotransferase, cytosolic-like. Lineage: Eukaryota; Metazoa; Chordata; Actinopteri; Acipenseriformes; Acipenseridae. The transcript is spliced from 11 exons. Gene Ontology annotation, biological process: L-valine biosynthetic process; L-leucine biosynthetic process. The coding region runs from base 304 to 1485 and encodes 393 amino acids. The record is from RefSeq and is a predicted model, not a curated record. Gene Ontology annotation, cellular component: mitochondrion. Gene Ontology annotation, molecular function: branched-chain-amino-acid:2-oxoglutarate transaminase activity.